Molecule: messenger RNA, 267 nt
Organism: Suillus plorans
Lineage: Eukaryota; Fungi; Basidiomycota; Agaricomycetes; Boletales; Suillaceae
Product: heterokaryon incompatibility
Exons: 1
Source: RefSeq, a predicted model, not a curated record
AUGCUAUCACACAGGUGGGAAGAGAAGGAGGCGCUGCUGCAUGACGUCCAGGAUAAAGAUGUGCAUGAGUUGAAGGGACUCGACGGCAUCGCGAAAGUGCAGUCAUUCUGCAAAGUCGCUCGUGAUGCUGGGUAUUGUUGGGUGUGGAUGGACACGUGUUGCAUCGACAAGAAGAGCAACACUGAGCUUCAAGAGUCGGUCAACUCCAUGUUCAUCUGGUACCGCCAUUCAGUGCUUACCAUCGUCUACCUAUGCAACGUCCCUCCU